AUGACUGAAAAUAAAACUGUAUUAUAUUCAUAUUGGAGAUCAUCAUGUUCAUGGAGAGUCAGAGUAGCACUUGCUUAUAAGAAAAUCAAAUAUGAAUAUAAAGCAAUUCAUUUACUUAAAGAUGGUGGUCAACAAAAAUCAGACGAAUAUUCAAAAUUAAAUCCAAUGAAAGCAAUUCCAACAUUAGAAAUUGAUGGACAUAUAAUUGGACAAUCAUUAGCAAUUUUAGAAUAUUUAGAGGAAACACACCCAGAGAAUCCACUUAUGCCAAAGGGAUCAUAUGAACGUGCAAUUGCAAGACAAAUGAUGCAAAUUAUUGGAUCAGAUAUUCAACCACUUCAAAAUUUAAAGGUCUUAGGAUUAAUUGCUCAAUAUAGUGGUGACGAUUCUAAAAAAUCUGAAUGGGCACGUACUGUAAUUACAAAUGGUUUCAAUGGUUUAGAGAAAUUAUUAGAAAAACAUAGUGGCAAAUUUUGUGUUGGUGAUAGUGUUAGCUUUGCUGAUCUCUGUUUACCUGCUCAAGUUUACAAUGCUAAUAGAUUCAACGUUGAUAUGACACCAUAUCCAAAUAUUACUCGUGUAAAUCAACACCUUUUAACUAUUCCUGAAUUCAUCGAAGCCUUACCACAAAAUCAACCAGAUGCAGAACCACAAUGUUAA
Dictyostelium discoideum AX4 is the source of this 660-nucleotide messenger RNA. RefSeq names its product maleylacetoacetate isomerase (gene mai). The record is from RefSeq and is a predicted model, not a curated record. The transcript is spliced from 2 exons. The coding region runs from base 1 to 660 and encodes 219 amino acids. Gene Ontology annotation, biological process: L-phenylalanine catabolic process; aromatic amino acid metabolic process. Lineage: Eukaryota; Evosea; Eumycetozoa; Dictyosteliales; Dictyosteliaceae. Gene Ontology annotation, molecular function: maleylacetoacetate isomerase activity; catalytic activity. Gene Ontology annotation, cellular component: cytoplasm.